AUGAAGCCUCUGGAAACGAAAGAAAUCAUGGCACCAGCUAUAUUAGUGACCGGUGGCGCGGGGUACGUCGGCUCUCACACUGUGAUGGCUCUUCUCGAAGGGCGUGAGAGCGAAAUGGAAAUCGUUGUAGUGGAUAACCUCAGUAACGCUUAUAGGGCCGAUGGUGAAAAAAAGCCAGAGUCAAUCAAAACAAUAGAGGAAAUGACAGGACACAAGAUACACUUCUACGACGUAGACAUAAGGGAUAAAGAAGGAUUAAGUAGAAUAUUUGAAAAUCACAGUAUAGACUGCGUGAUACAUUUCGCUGCGUUGAAGGCUGUGGGGGAGUCGGUCGAGAAGCCGUUAGAGUACUACCAAGCCAACAUAACUGGCACCUGCAAUCUCUUUGAGGUGAUGCGUAACCACGACGUGUACAAGCUGGUGUACAGCUCGUCGUGCACGGUGUACGGUGAGCCGGAGCGCCUGCCGCUGGACGAGAGCCACCCCACGGGCCGCGGCCUCGCCAGCCCCUACGGGCGCUCCAAGUACUUCUGCGAGGAGAUCAUGAAGGACCUGUGCAGGAGCGACAAAAAAUGGAUUAUAAUAUCCCUUCGGUAUUUCAAUCCGGUGGGCGCUCACAAGAGUGGGAAAAUCGGGGAAGACCCGUCAGGCAUCCCUAACAAUCUUAUGCCGUAUAUAGCGCAGGUGGCGGUGGGUCGGCUGCGCGAGGUGCGCGUGUUCGGCGCGGACUACGGCACGGCGGACGGCACCGGCGUGCGCGACUACGUGCACGUGCAGGACCUGGCCGACGCGCACGCGCGCGCGCUGCGCCUGCUCCGCCAGCCCGGCGCCGGCGGCUUCCACGCUGUCAAUUUGGGCACCGGCACAGGCUACUCGGUGCUCGAAAUGAUCCGCGCAUUCGAAGCAGCCAGCGGACGCCACAUACCGUACACGGUGGUGGAGCGGCGCGCGGGCGACGUGGCCGCCAACUACGCGGACGCGGCGCUCGCACACCGUCUGCUCGCGUGGCGCGCUCGCCGCGGACUGAGCGACAUGUGCGCAGACACCUGGCGCUGGCAGAGCACACACCCCAAUGGGUAUAAGCAA
This is a messenger RNA of Brenthis ino (lesser marbled fritillary), 1086 nucleotides long. NCBI's taxonomy places the organism in Eukaryota, Metazoa, Arthropoda, Insecta, Lepidoptera, Nymphalidae. The record is from the annotation of a GenBank genome assembly.